AUGGAGUCCCCUCUUGGUUAUGCGUUAACAUUAUUCUUUGCUGGUUAUUUGUUUUUCUUCCUCUCUUCUCCUUCACCAGCCAAUGCAUCAGCCCAAUUGGUCGAUGGUGUAUGCCAAAAAUCCAUAAAUAAUACUGAGUGCAUGGAAGUUCUGCACUCUGAUCCUCGAGUAAAAUCGGCAUCCACUUACAUACUUCUUGCUCAAGUCGCCCUCGACCUAGCCAUAGGGAAUGCAAAAGAUAGCCAAGCAUUCAUCAACAAUUUGCUCAAGAGUGAUCCGACGGAGCCUAUUAAACAAUGUGCUUCUUCAUACGAGUUAGUGGUGGCUUCAUUCCAAAGCGCCAAAGUUGAGAUAUACGAGGAUCCUUUGACGGCCAACUAUGAUGUCAAAAUUGCGGGCGAUGAUGCGGGUAACUGCGAAACUGCCUUAAGUUCUAAAGGAGUUAAAUAUCCUGAAUUAUCUGCUAGAAACCAUGUUGUACUGUUAUAUAGUAGUAUUGGGGAUGUAAUCACUGGUCAGAUUGAUUGA
Messenger RNA from Malus domestica (apple), 528 nucleotides. Its product is annotated as pectinesterase inhibitor-like. Gene Ontology annotation, molecular function: enzyme inhibitor activity. The record is from RefSeq and is a predicted model, not a curated record. NCBI's taxonomy places the organism in Eukaryota, Viridiplantae, Streptophyta, Magnoliopsida, Rosales, Rosaceae.